GACCGCGAGAGCGGCGCCCGCCCCGCCAGGGCGAGGGAAGGAGGCGCAGCCCGCGGGCAGGAAGCUGGAUGAGGACGUGUGCGCGGGCAAGGCAGCCCCUCGGGCAUGAAGGGGACCGCGGGGACGCUGCCCUGCCCUGCAGCCGAGCGGGGACGUCAGGAGGACAGCUGCCUUCAGAUGGUACAGAACUCACUGACAGUUGCUCUUGCUUCAGUCCUACUUCAUGAGAACUUCAGAAGUUACUAACUGAGCAGAUGGUACGUGAACAGUACAUGACAACGACACCAGGCACGAGCCUAGAGAGGCCGAAAAAUGAAUAUGUCUACAAAAUUGGAAUUUAUGGCUGGAGAAAGCGUUGUCUCUACCUGUUUGUUCUCCUCCUGCUUAUCAUCCUAGUUGUGAAUUUUUCUUUGACAAUUUGGAUUCUUAAAGUGAUGUGGUUUUCCCCAACUGGAAUGGGACACCUGCGUGUUACAAAAGAAGGCCUUCGACUGGAAGGGGAAUCUGAAUUCUUAUUCCCUCUUUAUGCCAAAGAAAUCCAUUCAAGAGUGGACUCAUCACUGCUUCUCCAGUCUACUCACAAUGUGACUGUGAAUGCUCGCAAUUCAAAUGGGGAAGUCACAGGCAGAUUAAAUGUGGGUCCUAAAAUGGUAGAAUUCCACAGUCAGCAAUUUCAGAUCAACUCAAAGGAUGGAAAGCCACUUUUUACAGUGGAUGAAAAUGAAGUUGUAAUUGGCACAGAUAAGCUUCGAGUCACAGGGCCUGAAGGGGCACUUUUUGAACAUUCUGUAGAAACACCACUUGUGAAAGCAGAAGCUUUUAAACAGCUUAGGCUGGAAUCACCAACUCGAUCUCUGAGCAUGGAUGCACCACGAGGAAUUAAUAUUAAAGCACAAGCUGGGAAUAUUGAAGCGCUUUCCCAGAUGGAUAUCAAACUACACAGCAGUGAUGGCGUGCUUUUGCUGGAUGCUGAAACCGUGCGACUGCCCAAGCUGCCUGAGGGUACAAGGGGUGGAUCUGGGAUUUCUCAGGGGCUCUAUGAAAUCUGUGUGUGUCCAGAUGGAAAGCUCUACUUGUCAGUGGCUGGUGUGGGCUCCACUUGCCAGGAAUACAGCCGAGUCUGCCAGUGAGGCACCCAAAAGGCCACACACCCCCUUGGGCAUCUGGGUUUUGUAUUACUCCUAAAGAGCAUUACUGAAAGCAUAUUUUUCAGCAUUUUAGAAACAAAGUACUUACAAUUUAGGAAACAAAUCUGCAUCUACAGUUCUGGAAUACAGGGUGUAAGGGGAAGAAGAGCACAAAUGCCAUUUCCACUUCAGAAGAACGACUUGAAGCAAAUUACAUGUUUUGUCAGUAACACUUGGAAAACAGCCUUACAGAGAGUAUAAAAAAUAAAACAAAUAUGUUUCCUUGCUGAACUGUUAUUCAGUCAGAUAAUUAUGUCAUUGUUCGUAUUUUUGAGAUCCAUGGGUUUUUCCUCUCACUACAUGUAAACACUUACUGUAUUAGUGGGUGAAAUGAAAUAGAGGGAACUACUUGAAUUAUUUGUAAGACAAAGCAUUAUUUGGAAAAUUCAGAAAGUGCCAGCAAAUGGUCUAUGCAAUUUUGUUCUUGCAAUAACACAAGAU
Molecule: messenger RNA, 1628 nt
Organism: Melozone crissalis (California towhee)
Lineage: Eukaryota; Metazoa; Chordata; Aves; Passeriformes; Passerellidae
Gene: SGCG
Product: sarcoglycan gamma
Exons: 9
Coding region: 255-1130 (291 amino acids)
Biological process (GO): heart contraction; cardiac muscle tissue development
Cellular component (GO): sarcoglycan complex; sarcolemma
Source: RefSeq, a predicted model, not a curated record